Molecule: messenger RNA, 4208 nt
Organism: Fulmarus glacialis (Northern fulmar)
Lineage: Eukaryota; Metazoa; Chordata; Aves; Procellariiformes; Procellariidae
Product: protein SCAF8-like
Cellular component (GO): nucleus
Molecular function (GO): RNA binding
Source: RefSeq, a predicted model, not a curated record
AAGCUGAUGGACAGGUUUGACUUUGGGGAAGAAUCUGAACAAAAUGAAGAGCCUAAAAAGGAAACUCCCACUUCCCAACUGCCUUUAGUACCAGAAUCUGUGAACAACUCACUUUUUCACCAACUAGCUGAACAGCUACAGCAACAAAAUUUAGAACAUCUCAGACAACAGCUUCUGGAGCAACAGCAGCCUCAAAAGGCAAGCCCUGAGGAGAAUCAAGAAGGAAAUUUUGGUUCAGAGCACUCUGCCUCACCAUCACAAGGGAGUAGUCAGCAGCAGUUUUUAGAAGUGGAAACAAAUGUGGAUGAUUCAAUGGAUAUUCAACAACAGGACAUGGAUAUAGAUGAAGGGCAGGAUGUUGCUGAAGAAGAGAUUUUUGAACAAGAAGAAAAGAAAUCAGCUGUUCGUUCAAGAUCAAGAACUCGUUCAAGAUCUCGUUCAAGGUCACCAAGAAAACGAAGGUCUAGAUCACGGUCUGGUUCUCGUAAGCGUAAACACAGAAAACGUUCACGUUCAAGAUCAAGAGAAAGGAAGAGAAAGUCAUCUCGGUCAUAUUCCAGUGAACGAAGGGCUAGGGAAAGGGAAAAAGAACGUCAGAAAAAGGGAUUGCCUCCUAUACGGUCAAAAACACUAAGUGUUUGCAGUACUACUCUUUGGGUAGGUCAAGUAGACAAGAAGGCUACACAGCAAGAUUUAACUAACUUGUUCGAAGAAUUUGGACAAAUAGAGUCUAUUAAUAUGAUUCCCCCAAGAGGUUGUGCUUAUGUCUGCAUGGUUCAUAGACAAGAUGCGUAUCGUGCUCUUCAGAAACUUAGUUCUGGGUCCUAUAAAAUUGGGUCUAAAAUUAUUAAGAUUGCCUGGGCUUUGAAUAAAGGUGUGAAAACAGAAUACAAGCAAUUCUGGGAUGUGGAUCUGGGAGUUUCAUAUAUUCCUUGGGAGAAAGUAAAAUUGGAUGAUUUGGAGGGCUUUGCUGAAGGUGGCAUGAUUGACCAGGAGACAGUAAACACAGAAUGGGAAACAGCCAGAAGCUCAGAAGCUGCUAAAGAAAAUACUCAAACUACGCAGAGUGCUGCAGUUGAUAAGAGUGCAGUUAUUACAACGCAGACAGAAGCUUACACGCAACCAGUCACUAUGCUGCAGAUUCCAGUAGCUCCAGCUGUGCCUGCUGUUAGCUUGGUUCCACCUGCGUUUCCUGUCACAAUGUCUGUCCCUCCUCCUGGUUAUAGCGCAAUUCCUCCUCCACCCUUUUUGCGAGCAAGUUUCAACCCUUCACAGCCACCUCCAGGUUAUAUGCCUCCCCCAGUUCCACCUGUGGUUCCGCCACCUGUGGUCCCGCCACCUGUUGUCCCACCAGUUGUUCCAACACCUUUAGUACAGCCUCCAUUACCCAUUGCACAAGAGACGAUGAAGGAUGUUCCUUUUACUAGCCUUGUUCUACCAGUUGGCACAGUUACUAGCAAUCUAGCUACUCCAACGUUAUCUGCUGGAAGCAUUUUUAAUCCUCUGCCAGUGAACAAACCAGAAUCAGAUGAAAAGGGAUCACAUCUUCCAGACCUUCAGAUUUCUUCCAGUGAAAACAAUAGAUCUGUGCAAAGUGAUGUCUCGAGUAGCUCUGGACUUGUUGGAGGAGUGCAGCCACCCAGCGUCUCAAGCAGUUCUGGGCUUACUGGAGAAGGGCAACCACCCAGUGUCUCAAGUAGCUCUGGACUUGCAGGGGGAGUACAGCCACCCAGUGUUUCAAGCAGCUCUGGACUUGUAGGAGGAGUGCAACCACCAACUGUUUCAAGCAGUUCUGGUCUUGCAGGAGGAGUGCAGCUACCUACUGUCUCCAGUAGCUCUUCUCUUGCUGGUGGAGUUCAGCCAACCAGCGUCGCAAGUAGCUCUGGACUUAUGGCUGGAGUGCAACCACCAAAUGUCUCAAGUAGCUCAGGGCUUCUAGCUGGAGUGCAUCCACCCAGUGUCUCAAGCAGCCCUGGCCUUCUGACAGGAAUGCAGCCACCCAAUGUCUCAAGCAGCUCAGGAGUUCUGGCAGGAGUACAGCCACCAAGUGUCUCGAGCAACUCUGGGCUUCUCAUAAUGCCACCACCGAAUGUUUCAAGUAGUUCUGGACUUAUGGGAGUGCCACCACCAAAUAUUUCAAGUAAUUCUGGACUUCUGGCAAUGCAGCAUCCAGCUGGGGUUCAAAACAUGCCUCAUUUAAAUAUUAGUAGUCAAAGGAUGCCGGGAAUGCCUCUCAUAGAUAUCCGUCCAGGCUUAAUGCCUCAUUCGCCUGGACCAAGGUUUCCAUUAAUGCAGCCAGGAGUGCCACCGCGACGCAUCGUUCCUCCUCCAGCAAUCCUUGAUCCAUCUCUUCACCCACCACCUCGAGGUCCUUUUCCUCCAGGAGAUAUUUUUAAUCAAACAGAAAGACCUUUUGGGACACCAGGAAGGCAAAAUGUCGAUAGCAUUUCUAAUCCAGAGAAAAGACUACCACUUGGAGGCGAUAACAUUCAGCACCACAAACAGGAAGGAGACAGAGAUUAUCGCUUUCCUCCAGUGGAAAACCGAGAUAAUCUUAACAGACCAUCUCCAGUGGAUGUCAGAGAUUCUGUUGGACGACCACCAGUUGAUCCAAGAGAGGGUAUAGGAAGGCCUCCAGUAGAUGGAAGAGAACACUUUGCAAGACCACAUGUAGACAUGAGAGAAAAUUUUGGAAGACCAGGUAUAGAUAACCUUGGUCGAAGGGAGCAUUUUGGUUUCAAUUCAGACAAGCACUGGGGACAGAGAGGAGAUUAUGAUGAAAGAGAGCAUCAUGCCUUCCCUAUUUAUGGUGGUCCUAAAGGCUUCCAUGAAGACAGAGAGAGAUUUCGGCAUGUAAACUACAGGUUUGAUAGUAGAAGUGGUCCCAGUUGGAAUAGAGGAUUUGAACAAGAUGCUCACAGAGAUUUUGAUGACCGCAGAAGACCCUGGGAAAGACAGAGGGAUAGGGAUGACAGAGAUUUUAAUUUUUGCAGAGAAAUUAAUGGGAACAGGUUUGGAAGAGACAGAAUGUCAAACAACUGGAUCCCCCCUCCACAUCCACGGGUUUUUGAAUAUUUUGAUGGGGCCACUUCCCAACGCAAAGCCGAUAAUAUGCCCCAGGUAAACGGUGAAAAUGCAGAGACAGAAAGUCAGCCACCAACUGCACAGGUGCAGGACGAUCCAGAACUUUAUGAAAAACUGACAUCUUCCGUCGAGAUAAACAAAGAGAAGAGUGACACAGAAGCUGAUAUAGAAAGUGAACCAGUGGUAGAAAGCACAGAAACUGAGGGGACAUAAUCAUCACUCAGUAGGUAAAAGAUACCUUUUGUAAAGUUGUCAUCUCUCUGUAAUAGAUAAAUGGCUGACUGGACCGUAGCAGUUCACUUUUGUCUGCCAGAAUUAAGUUAAUCUGAUGUUCAUGUUCAUCUUUCACUUAAAUAACUGUACAACUGACUUGUAUAGAACACUGUUCUUAAUUUGAACAUGGUAGGUAAACAUUUUUUUUAUUUCUCUGGUAAAGCAUAAACUUGCCCCCACUUGCUUUUAAUUUCACAAAGAUAAAAUAACAGCUUGUCAAACAAAGACUUCCUAUGGAAGAAAAUGGAAUUUUUUAGAUACUACCCUUAGGUUGGCUAUCGAAAUUGUUAUACUUGAAAACAGGUGCUGGUGUAUCUUGUCCGUGUUUUUAGGCUGCUGCAGAAUUUUAAAGUAUAGACAAAGCUGUGAUAUUUUAUGUUCCUACAAUUCGGCAGAAAAAGAAAUGGCCCAUGUUAUUUAAGGAGCAUAACACAGAGAUUAAAAGUGAUUUUGUAAAAUCUACACUAUAGUCUCUGUUUUCUCUAAAGUAAGUGUUUGUGAUUUGUUCCUCGUACUGCAGUGGGUUUAAAAAAUGAAAAAGUACAUUUUAAUGUUGGGUGCAUUUUGUUUUUAGAUGCCAAUAAAGCAUAUUUGUUUGUUAACAGUGUUCUAGGUAUUGUAUUUUUUUUAAAAACCUGCAAGCUCUAAAAACUUGGAAUCAGCUAUGAUAUGUGCUUAGCUAGUUGUUGCAAAAGGUUUAUAUUACUUUUGUAAGACCAAUGCAACAGUUAUAUGUGCAAGAAGCAUAUGUUUUUUACAUCGAAAAUCAUGCAGUCAUAUUAGCUUAUGUAAAUAACAUAUGUAUGUAAAUAUUUGUGUAAACUGUUUGUAGAUACCACUUUUUCUGUGCG